Molecule: messenger RNA, 2840 nt
Organism: Drosophila rhopaloa
Lineage: Eukaryota; Metazoa; Arthropoda; Insecta; Diptera; Drosophilidae
Gene: wus
Product: dnaJ homolog subfamily C member 22
Exons: 2
Coding region: 377-1600 (407 amino acids)
Biological process (GO): endocytosis
Cellular component (GO): early endosome; plasma membrane
Source: RefSeq, a predicted model, not a curated record
UGUGUGUUGGUCACACUUGACAAAAAGCCGAGCUCAGAAGUUUUUUUUAUUCAAUUUUUUAAUUCGGCCCGCAAAACAACAAUUUUCUUAUCGCUCAAUAUAUUUUAGUGGUUGUAAUUAUAUUUUUCCGAGAAAAGUGGGAGAACCAAUUAAAAUUAAACGUGUCAAUGUACGUGGUGUAUUUUUUUUUGUGAUUCAGUUUGUCGUUUUGUUGUUGCUGCGUGCGUAGAAUUUGUGAAAAGAGAAAGUUCUGCGCUGCGUCUUUCUCCACCUCUCUUUCUACCAUUUACAGUCGUGGCCAAGAAGUUGCGCCUGCGCAGCGACAAUUUCACAAGAAAUUGAGGUCGACUGAGUGUAGUCAUCUAAUUGAAGAAUCAUGGGCACCAAGCAGACAACAUCACCCGUCGCCAGCAAGGGCAAUUCCAACGACUCCUCCAGAGGAUCGCCCUCGAAACUGAAGUCCAAUGGCGUCCAGACCCAAAGCAAGGGCAAAAAGAAGGAGGUGAAUGCCCUGCCGCCCCAGAAAUCGGUGGUGGUGGCUUAUCUAUGCUGGCUUUUCGGCGGGAUCUUUGGAUUGCAUCAUCUGUAUCUGCAUCGGGAUCGCCACGCCUUUAUUUGGUGGUGCACUCUGGGCGGCUACAUGGGCAUCGGAUGGAUGGGCGAGCUGUUCCUGAUCCCGGAAUAUGUCCGGGAUGCGAAUGAGGAUCCGCGAUUCGUCAAGUUGUUCGUGGCCAAGCUGCAGGCGUAUCCGAAACCGACAUACUCCUCGAAGAGAUUCGUGGGCCAGGUGAUGAUCGGCCACCUGUUCGGCCAGGUGUGCGCAAUGGCCAUUCCGGAGUCACUGGUCGGCGGCUGGGACCUGAGCUUCCUGCACUGGGCCAUACCGCUGUUCGUGUCCUUGGGCGUUUGGCUGGUGGGCAACAUUGGCCGGGAGCAGGGCGUCUGGUGGCACUGCCUCUUGGCCGCCUAUUUGGUCUAUCCGGCCAGGUAUCUGAUCUAUGACGAGACCUACUCCCUGCUGCUCACUGGCCUCGUUGCGGCCUUGACCUUUGAUGGCAUCUCCAAGCAGUGGCGUAGGACUCCGCCGCGCCGAGGAAGCGCUGGAGAAAGGACCUUCAAGCUCACCACCGCCGUUGUCAUAUACUGCGCCUUCUGGGGCAGCUUCCUGUACUUCAAUGGUACCAUUUCGGACGAGGACGGCGGCGAGGUGCCCAUCCACGAGGCCAUCCACAACUUCCUGGCCUCCGCCUGGUGGACGGAUCUCAAGCAGGCCCUGCUGGACACCUACAACUAUGCGCAACAUCACGGAUGGUACGAGACCUGGAAGGAGGUGUUUGAGAGCAUGGACGUGGAUGGCGAGCGGAAUUCGUACAAGGUGCUGGGCGUGAGUGCCACAGCCUCGCAGGCGGAGAUCACCGCCUCCUACAGGAGGCUUUCCAAGGAGUACCAUCCCGACAAGGUCAAGGACGAGGCCCUGCGUGCCCAGGCUCACCAGCGAUUCAUCGAGAUCCAACAGGCUUACAGUGUGCUCAGCAAGAUCAAGUCUAACCGGCGGCGCAAGAACAAGCAGUUCCAGGAGGACGAAGCCAUCGUCCUUUGAGGGCAGCAGUCCUCCAUCUAGUCUAAGAUAGCUGGCAUUUCGACGUCCAGCAAUCGUAGCAUAAGCUGUCGGUCUGCUUUUGGUUUUCAUUGUUUGCCGUUCCCAAAACUAGUAAAACCCACAAAUUCUAGAACCAAAACUUGUUUCCUGCUGUAACUCUUGACAACUAUUAGAGCCUAAGUAAAUCUACAUUAACGAAUAAUAAUUUAACUUUAAAUUUUAUAUAUUUUAAAACAUUUAUGAUGGGUUUCCCUAAAAGUUCGGACUACAUACAAAAAAGUACCUAAUAAUCUUAAAAUGUCAUUAUAAAUUGUAAAAAAAUAAUUGUGUUUCAGUUUCCAUGCAUGUUCAGACAUGUUGCUAAUUCUUUAAAAUUUUUAAUUGUUUAACAUACUGGGUAUUUAUUUGGCGCUUAAAACGGCUUUUCCAUAUGCAGCUUCCAUAAAGAAGCGAAAUUAUAACAAAUUAGUUGCGCUUACGAUACGAUAAGAAAAUGUUUUUAACUAAUUAACGCAUGACCGACAGAACAUUACCAAAUCACGUUUACUUCCUCCAGUAAAAGUAAUCAUUUCAAUUAGAUUUAUAUUCAUUUAUUUGUUUUAUAUAUUUUACAUAAUAUAAUGAACUACUUAACAUGCUAAGCAAAAAAAAAAGAAAAAUAUUUGUUGUAUUUUUUUUCUCACAAAUUUGUUGUGUAUGUGUUUUUUUCAUUAAUGUUUAAGUAAAUCGUUUAAAUAAAACGAAAAAGAUAUAUAUAUAUAUAUAUCGUUUUGUAGACGUGUUUAUGGUAUAUCAUAAGAUUUCUCUUUAAUCUUAAUUGCCAUCGCAGGGAGUUUGUUGUUUAAGAAGAAAAAAUCAAACUCGAAAUCGAAAAACGAAAAAUCGUAAAAAUAGUGUUUACGAAAAAAAAAUAUAAACAGGAAACAAUAACUCGCUUAAAUUUAGUUUAAAACAUAAUACUGAGCAAAAAAUGUGUAUAUAACAUUUUGCCUACUAGAUUUUUUGCUUUUGUUUAAAGAUAUUUUUAUAUAUUAAUUAAUUGCUUUUCGUUUUGUUUGUUUUUUUCAUUUUUGCACUGAUCUAUCGUAUAUAUAUAUUUUUUAAAUAUAUAUUUCAUUAAGGCCAGUAGUGUUUUAACUUUACAAAUUUGACUAUUUUCAUAUAAUUGUUUUUUUUUUCUUGUGACUGGUUUUUGUGUUUCGUGUGGGCGUGUGUAGAUUAUCACGUUUUCUUUUCUUUU